Messenger RNA from Orycteropus afer afer, 1293 nucleotides. RefSeq names its product keratin 40 (gene KRT40). Gene Ontology annotation, molecular function: structural molecule activity. NCBI's taxonomy places the organism in Eukaryota, Metazoa, Chordata, Mammalia, Tubulidentata, Orycteropodidae. Bases 1 to 1293 code for a protein of 430 amino acids. The record is from RefSeq and is a predicted model, not a curated record. The transcript has 7 exons.
AUGGCCUCUGACUGUUCUCCCACACACUGCUCUUCUGAGUCUGGUGCCAGGGCUUCUGAUUGUCCAUCUGUUUCAACUUGUCCUGUGGAAACAACCUGUCUCCCUGCCUGUGCUACCUCCAGAUGCCAGACCCCCAGCUUUCUGUCCAGGUCUUACUUGUCAACUGGUUGCCUCACACCAUGCUACUUUGCUGGGAGUUGUAAUGUUCCAUGCUUGGUAGGGAGUGGUCCUUGGUGUGAAGAUGGGGUGUUCAACAGUAAUGAGAAGGAGACAAUGCAAUUCCUGAAUGACAGACUUGCCAACUACCUGGAAAAGGUGCGAGCCCUGGAAGAGGAGAAUGCAGAGCUGGAAAGCAGGAUAAGAGAACAAUGUGAGCAGGGAAUCCCACUGGUGUGUCCCGAUUAUCAGUGUUACUUCGACACCAUUGAAGAUCUCCAACAAAAGAUCUUGUGCACAAAGGCAGAGAAUUCCAGACUGGCGAUACAGCUUGACAACUGCAAACUGGCUGCUGAUGACUUUAGGUCAAAGUACGAGAGUGAACUGUCUCUCCAGCAGCUGGUGGAGGCUGACAUCAGUGGUCUGCAUAGGAUCCUGGAAGAGCUGACCCUGUGCAAGUCUGACUCAGAGGCCCACGUGGAGUCUCUGAAGGAUGAUCUCCUUUGCCUUAAGAAAAGCCAUGAGGAGGAGGUCAACUUGCUUCGUGGACAGCUUGGUGACCAACUCAAUGUGGAGCUAGAAACUGCCCCCACGGUUGACCUCAACAGGGUCUUGGAUGAGAUGCGCUGUCAGUAUGAAACAGUGCUUGCCAACAACCGCAGAGACGUGGAAGAAUGGUUUGCUACUCAGACAGAAGAGCUCAAGCAGCAGCAGCUGUCCAGUGCGGAGCAGUCACAGGGCUGCCAGACAGAGAUCUCAGAACUGAAACGCACGGCCAACACUCUGGAGAUUGAGCUCCAAGCCCAACAAAACUUGACAGACUCUCUGGAAUGCACUGUGGCAGAGACCGAGGCCCAGUACAGCUCCCAGCUGGCCCAGAUGCAGUGCCUGAUUGACAAUGUGGAGACCCAGCUGGCCGACAUCCGCUGUGACCUAGAGCGGCAGAAGCAGGAGUAUGAGGUGCUGCUGGACACCAAAGCCAGGCUGGAGUGUGAGAUCAACACAUACCAGGGCCUCCUGGAGAGUGAGGACAGCAGAAUUUCUCAUAACCCAUGUUCUACAACGUGCAUGUCAAGCAACGCCUGUGAGCCGUGCUCGGCUUAUAUCAUUUGCACAGUUGAAAACUGCUGUGUUUGA